This is a messenger RNA of Olea europaea var. sylvestris, 2165 nucleotides long. Its product is annotated as protein NUCLEAR FUSION DEFECTIVE 4-like. The transcript is spliced from 3 exons. Lineage: Eukaryota; Viridiplantae; Streptophyta; Magnoliopsida; Lamiales; Oleaceae. Gene Ontology annotation, cellular component: membrane. The record is from RefSeq and is a predicted model, not a curated record. The coding region runs from base 199 to 1848 and encodes 549 amino acids.
AUACAGUUUUUUCCCUUUUCCGGGAGCAAGUUGUGCGUAUCAAUAAUCAAUGUAGAAAUCUACUCCGCCAUCCGCCAACCAAAUUAAUUAGAAUUUUACUUCAAAAAAGUUUAUAAUGGGAUUCCUAAUCCUCGGCUUCACUACCGUUCAAGAUUUUCUCUCUAAAAUCUCACCAACUUUCUUCUACUGUUGUUGUUAAUGGGCAUGCUUUCACCGACGUCCCCUCCCGCGAAAUGGCUGGGUUUUGUCACAGCAGUGUGGGUUCAAGCUAUCUCCGGCAAUAAUUACACUUUCUCUAAUUAUUCCGACGCCUUGAAGUCCCUCAUGGCACUCACUCAACUCCAGCUCAAUAACCUCUCCGUCGCCAAAGACGUCGGAAAAGCUUUUGGACUACUAGCAGGAAUCGCCUCCGACCGCCUUCCAAGCCCUGUCAUUCUCCUCAUCGGCUCAAUUGAAGGCUUUGUCGGUUACGGAGUUCAGUGGCUCGUCGUUAGCCGCCGCAUCCAACCCCUUCCUUACUGGGCUAUGUGUAUAUUCAUGUGUAUGGGAGGAAACAGCACGACAUGGAUGAAUACAGCAAUUCUGGUCACAUGUAUUAGGAAUUUCAGGAAAAACAGAGGCCCAGUUUCCGGGAUUUUGAAAGGCUACGUCGGUUUAAGCACCGCAAUUUUCACCGACAUCUGCUCGGCUUUGUUCGCCGAUGAUCCAGCUAAGUUUCUAGUCAUGCUUGCAGUAAUACCCUUUGUGGUUUGCCUCACUGCCAUUAUUUUCCUCCGUGAAAUCCCACCGUCGUCCACCGCCACUGAAGAAAAUGAUGAUACUAAAUAUUUCGGUAUAAUUAACGUUCUUGCUGUUGUUAUCGCACUCUAUCUGUUGGCAUUUGAUGUAACAGGGGCGCACGGACGACUAUUUUCCCAAGUGUUUGCUGCUGUGCUUUUAGUUAUUUUAGCUUCCCCUAUAUCAAUUCCAAUUUACCUCGCGUUAAAGAAUUUAAUCAGGCCCUGUUCUGAGCCUAAAACCAUGGACAUUGAACGCAAUGUAACUGAGUCAUUACUAGCCAAAGAAGUGAAAGAACCUGUGGUGGAAGCGGAGGUGGAGAAAAAUGUGGAAGUAAUGGAAUUUGUCGAAAAGAGGAGGCCGGUUCUUGGUGAAGAACACACCAUAAUCGAGGCCUUGAAAACAUUGGAUUUCUGGAUUUUGUUUGUGUCGUUUCUUUGUGGAGUCGGGACAGGCCUAACAGUGAUGAAUAACAUGGGACAAAUGGGGUUGGCACUUGGCUAUACCGAUGUUUCCAUAUUCGUGUCGUUUACUAGCAUCUGGGGAUUCUUUGGGCGCAUUCUCUCAGGAUGGGUUUCUGAGUACUUCAUUAAGAGGGCCGGAACGCCAAGGCCAAUAUGGAAUGCAGCUUCACAGAUUCUAAUGGCAGUGGGAUAUACCAUAAUGGCCAUUGCUAUGCCAGGCUCACUAUAUGUUGGUUCCAUUGUGGUUGGGAUAUGUUAUGGAGUUCGCAUUGCUGUCUCAGUUCCUACUGCAUCCGAACUCUUUGGCCUCAAAUAUUAUGGUCUCAUUUACAAUAUUCUAAUCCUUAAUCUUCCACUCGGAUCUUUCGUCUUCUCUGGAUUGCUAGCUGGCUUCUUAUAUGAUUCCGAAGCUUCACGCACAGCUGGAGGCGGGAACACAUGUUUAGGUGCCCACUGUUAUCGGCUAGUGUUUGUGGUUAUGGCAAUUGCGUGCAUUAUUGGGUUCGGUCUCGAUGUUUUGCUCUCUAUCAGAACGAAAAGCGUUUACUCCAAGAUCUAUGCAAGCAGAAGAUCAAAGAAGACAUCUUCAGUUUCCACUGGCCAAUGAUAUCACACUUCUACUAUCAGAUUAGAGGACUACAUAAAUAAAUGGGAUUGAUGGGAAAUCUUCUCCUGGUGAUAUCUCGAUAAGGAUUGUUGUAUAUGCUGAACUAUUGUUUAGUAUCAUUUCUACUUAAUUGUGAUAAUAGAAUUGUAUGGAUUGAUUUGUACUUGUUCUAUUUUUUUUGAGUUGUAAUUGUGAUAUUUUGUAUCCUAUGCAUUUUUAGAUGAAUCUUGUGUUCAAGAUUGUUGGGCGAAAUUACAUACUUGAAGCUGGGUUGUGUAUGUCUUGUGUUGAAUUGCUUAGGGUGGGUCGAUUUUGUA